GAUAUAUAUUAAUUGCCCGAUUAUAAAAAUAUAUUCUCCGUAUACAUUGAAAAUAGAAAAAACCCAGAAGAAAUGAGUUACAACACAGAUGCAGAGGAAUCAGAUUCAUCGAUGAGUUCCGCUCUUUCUUCCGACGAAAUCGAUUCGGAUUCCUCAAGCUUAGAGUCUGAUUUGAGCUCAGAAUGUGAAACUGUUCAAAAUCAACAAUCUCACCAUGAUUCAUCAGGAAACAGACCAAUAAACAGAAAACGGAAAAGGGGUCGGCCAUUUGGAUCUAAAAAAAGAAGAGCUGUUGAUGUUUUCGAGGAAUCUUCAGAAGAUGAAAUACCUUCAACAAAAAAAAGAAAAAAACGUCAGUUGUUAGCCCCAGAGAGCAUAAGGAGGCUUCCAUGCUGCAUUCUCAUGUGUGCUAUGACCUUAUCAGUGGUAGAUAUUGCCACAAGUAGGUCAAACUUUAUGGCCCUUAGCACACAUGAAAAAAGUCAAUGGAUAUUAAACUGGAUCCAUAGUCAUUCGUCGUGAGUUUGGUUUUGAUAAAAGAACAAUCAAAUUAGUUCAUAUCUGCUUUUUA
Molecule: messenger RNA, 571 nt
Organism: Magallana angulata
Lineage: Eukaryota; Metazoa; Mollusca; Bivalvia; Ostreida; Ostreidae
Exons: 5
Coding region: 73-522 (149 amino acids)
Source: RefSeq, a predicted model, not a curated record